This is a messenger RNA of Nanorana parkeri, 954 nucleotides long. Its product is annotated as sulfotransferase family cytosolic 2B member 1-like. The transcript is spliced from 6 exons. Gene Ontology annotation, biological process: sulfation. NCBI's taxonomy places the organism in Eukaryota, Metazoa, Chordata, Amphibia, Anura, Dicroglossidae. Bases 46 to 909 code for a protein of 287 amino acids. Gene Ontology annotation, cellular component: cytoplasm. The record is from RefSeq and is a predicted model, not a curated record. Gene Ontology annotation, molecular function: sulfotransferase activity.
GUUUGUUUUUCAAUCUGACAUUUCAUUGUCUGAAGAGUUGUGGUGAUGGAUACAGACUAUUUCCAACACAAAGGGAUUCAUUUUGCUUCAAUCAUUUACUCAGAAGAAAGACUCAAGUAUCUGGAGAACGAGUUUCAAGUUCAGGAUGAUGAUGUCUAUAUUGUCACCUUUCCCAAAUCAGGCACAAACUGGAUGAUUGAAAUCUUGAGCUUACUUAAGACAAAUGGGGACCCUACUUGGUGUAAUAGUGUUCCAAUUUGGCUCCGGUCUCCUUGGUUUGAAACAUUAGAGGGCCAGUCACAGAUCAAAGAUGUUACCCCUCCAAGAGUACUUACCUCUCAUUUACCAUUCCACAUCUUUGCAAAGUCUUUUUUCACAUCUAAAGCUAAGAUUAUCUACAUAAUGAGGAACCCUAAGGAUAUCCUUGUGUCGUUGUUUCAUUUCUCCAAGAUGCUUUGCCUUUAUAAAGAUCCUGAAAGUUUCCAAGAAUUCUUUGAAGACUUUUUGCAAGGCAAUGUUCUAUACAGCUCAUGGUUUGAUCACGUGAAAGGAUGGAUGCAAAUGAAAAAUAAUAAGAACUUCUUUUACAUUACAUAUGAGGAACUUCAUCAGGAUCUCAGAGGAAGUGUGCCAAAAAUGUGUGAAUUUCUGGGGAAGGAAAUAAACGAAGCACAACUUGACUUGGUUGUAAAUAAUGCAUCUUUCAAAGCAAUGAAACAUAAUAAGAUGUCCAACUACAGUUUACUUCCUAAGGACUUCUUAGAUCAAACCAAAGGUUCUUUCAUGCGCAAAGGGAUCACCGGAGACUGGAAGAACCACUUUACAGUUGCCCAGAAUGAAUAUUUUGAUAGAUUUUAUCAAGAGAAAAUGAAAGAUUUAAAUUUCACGUUUUUCUGGGAAGAAAUGUGAUUUCAAAAGGCAAACUAUCAGCGGAAGGCAUCGUGUUACUUUUUA